Manis pentadactyla (Chinese pangolin) is the source of this 2872-nucleotide messenger RNA. It is a transcript of the gene CD4, whose product is annotated as CD4 molecule. The record is from RefSeq and is a predicted model, not a curated record. Gene Ontology annotation, molecular function: MHC class II protein binding; coreceptor activity; protein tyrosine kinase binding. Gene Ontology annotation, cellular component: external side of plasma membrane; membrane raft. The coding region runs from base 158 to 1534 and encodes 458 amino acids. Lineage: Eukaryota; Metazoa; Chordata; Mammalia; Pholidota; Manidae. The transcript is spliced from 10 exons. Gene Ontology annotation, biological process: positive regulation of ERK1 and ERK2 cascade; interleukin-15-mediated signaling pathway; T cell activation.
ACAAGCACUCUGUCCCGCGGGCUCCUGGUGGCAUAGCUCCCAGCCCUCACACAGAAGCAUCUGUGCCAGAAGCAGAGGGGAAGAAAGACACAGGCCCAGAGGCCCUGCCCUUUCUUGGGGGAAGGCUCAGGUCCCUGCCUGCCUCAGCAAGGUCACAAUGAACAGGCGAACCUUGUUUAGGCACCUGUUCCUGGUGCUGCAACUAGCGGUGCUCCCAGCCAUCACUCAGGGAAAAGAAUUGGUGCUGGCCAAGGCAGGGGACAUCGUGGAGCUGCCCUGCAAAGCUUCCCUAAAGAAGAUCAUGCCCUUCCACUGGAAACACCCUUCCCAGGUCAAGAUUCUGGGAAGUCAGGGCUCCUUCUGGGUUACAGGUCCCUCCAAGCUGAAAACUCGAGUUGACACAAAAAAAAUCCUGUGGGACCAGGGAUCAUUUCCUCUGCUCAUCAGGGACCUUGAAAUAACAGACUCAGGGACUUACAUCUGUGAAGUGGAAGACAGGAAGAUCGAGGUGGAAUUGCUGGUGUUCAGAUUGACCGCCAGCCCGAACACCGGCAGCAACAUCCGCCUGCUGGCAGGGCAGAGCCUGACCCUGACCCUGGAGACCCCGUCUGGUAGUGACCCUUCAGUGCGAUGGAAAGGUCCAUGGAAUAAAAGCAAAACGGGGAUCAAGAGCCUCUCACUGUCCCAGCUGGGGCUGCAGGAGAGUGGCACCUGGACGUGCACCGUCUCCCAGAACCAGAAGACACUGGUGUUCAAAGUAAACAUCUUGGUGCUGGCAUUUUGGAAGCAUUCUACUGCGGUCUAUACAAAAGAGGGGGAGCCGGCAGCCUUCUCCUUCCCACUUACCUUCGAAGAUGAGAGCCUGAGAGGGGAACUGAGGUGGCAGGCGGUGGGGGCUUCCACCCCUCAGUCCUGGGUCACCUUCUCCUUGGAGAACAAGAAGGUGUCUGUGAAAAAGGUUCGCCCAGACCUCAAGCUCCAGAUCGGGGAGGCGCUCCCGCUCCGUCUCACUCUGCCCCAGGCUUCACAUCACCAUGCUGGUUCUGGAAACCUGACCCUGGUUCUCUCCGAGGGCCAGUUGCACCAGGAAGUGAACCUCGUGGUGAUGAGAGUGACUAAGUCCCAGGACAUUUUGGCCUGUGAGGUGCUGGGACCCACCUCCCCUGAGCUGACGCUUAGCUUGAGCCUGGAGAACCAGACUGCCAAUGUAACCAAUCAGCAGAAGCUGCUGCAGGUGUCCAACCCCGAGGUGGGGGCAUGGCAGUGCGUACUGAGUGACAAGGACAAAGUCCUGCUGAAAUCCCAGGUCGAGGUUUCAUCCACAGCGCUCACCAGGGUCUCACUGAAGCUCCUGGCUACGGUGCUGGGUGGAAUCACAGGCCUGCUUUUCACUGGGUUCUUCAUCUUCUGCUGUGUUAAGUGCUGGCACCGCAGGCGCCAGGCAGAGCGGGUGUCUCAGAUCAAGAGACUCCUCAGUGAGAAGAAGACCUGCCAGUGUCCCCACCGCUUCCAGAAAACAUGUAGUCUCAUUUGAGGCACCGGGCAGGGAGCUUUCCACUUGCAGCCUCCCCAGCUGUCUUCCCUGCAGUUUCGUGUUGGGCUCCUGGGCGUGCGGACCAGAUGAAUGUAGCAGAUCCCAGCGCCUCCGGUCAUCUCCUGCUUUCCUGUCCACAGCUGGCUGUUGGUCCUCCUCUUCCAGAGGCUCACUCAUACCACUUCCUCCCCAUUUCUUUUUCACCCAAGCCCCAGCCCUUCUUUAUUUCUUCUCAGCUUUUCCCCUUGCUGUCCUCUUGGCCCCAGGGGAGCCACAGGACCAGCCCCGCUUGGCCUGGGGGGUGAAGCUGGGUGUCUGAAGUACGGGACUGCCAUUGUACGGGAGAGGAACUGGAGCCAGAGAGGGCAGGGACUACCCCAAGAUCACACAGCCAGUCAAGGACAGAUCCAGACCCAAAGCCUCCUGACUGCCAGUCCCCAGUGCUCCAUUCUACCUGCUUCUCCUCCUGUUGGCAGGGCUGCAGGCUCACAUCCUGACCUGUGCACACAGGCACCCCUGGACACACGCCCACAUACACAGCCCACACUUGUGCAGACAGUUCCUUAUCACUCCAGCAGCAUGCCUCAAUUUAUAAACCAGUUUCACAUCCUUUGUCUAUUUUUUUGAACCUUAUGAAAAUCCUACAAGGCUGGUAGUAACAGGACCAAAAUUAGAAUCUCCACUUUAUAGACCAGAAAUGGAACUCAGGGAGGUCGGAUGAUUCCCAAAGCCAUGCAGCUAGUAAAUGCUGGAGUCAGGACUAGCCCAGGUCUCUUGACCCUUAGUUCCACUGUUGUUUCUGGAACACGGGGACAAUGUCACACAGUCCUCUGUGGCUGGUUAGUCAUAAAUGCCCACUACAUACCUCUGGAUUCAUAGAAGCACACCACCACAGGGAAGGCCUGCCUCAAAGAGCUCAGGAACAUGAAGGGAGGCCUCCCUACCUGAAAUCUUUCCUUCACCACCUGCUGGCAGCAGAAUCCUGUUACCAGAGGACAGAGCCUUCAGUUCCCCUAAUCAGAGCACAGGACCUGCGGGAGAGAGUGCCCAGGGACCAGCCACUCACCUUGUUGCAGAACCUUCUGGAAGGUGAGCUUUGCCAGGGGUGAACCCUCUGAGGGGACCUCCUGUGAAAGGUGAUAGCCCUGGGCUUCAGUGUCCCUGCCCUGCCCCCUCCUUCAUCCCGCACAAACCAUUCAGGAACAGGAAGCUGGGGUUACAGUAGUCUUUUGCGUCUGGAUCGACUUCUCUCAGAUCCCCAGCCUCCUCUGCCUCUUCUUCCUGUGCUUUCUCACCACCUUCUUCAGUCCCUACCCCCUUUCCCUUUUCCUUUCCAGG